AAUGCAUGUAUGACACACGCGAGACGGUACAUAUCCUUUUUGGCAAAUUUCUCACGCGCGUCGUCUGUUCUUUUAUAAAUUUCUGUCCGACUGGUGCCCAUCGGAAAAUGCCUUGUUACGAUCCGCCACUGUAAACCGGCCACGUUGGUCUCUUAUAAAGGGAACCCACGCGAAAGCAAGCUGCAUACCACGCACGGCGGCGCGUCGCGCGCAAACGGAGCCGAGACGACUCUGCUGUCACGACUACAAUAACGAUCGCACACGCGCGCAAUCCGCUCACGAAGCCAGCCAUUCAUGGGGUCCCACGCAUCUCGUUGACGGCUGUUGAUGACCGUCCAAGUUGAUCCCGGUGCGUCGCAAUGCGCUGCGAACGCGAUUGCGGACCACGACGGCGUGUGCGGUGAAAGCCUCUCGGCAAAAUUCCUCCCGGCGAUCGGCGGCGACGAAGGUGGUGGUGCGUGUUGUACACGUUCGAUCGCAUCCAGUGUGACCAUGGUAUCGCGCGUCUGACGCCGUUGGCCAUCGACAGAAAGAUCGUAGCCGCGGGGCACCCUCGCCAAUCACAGAUCCACCAGACGUGGCUCGACGUUAGACCGUUGUUGCCGCUCGCCGGUCGACAACGAUCCUCUUCCUGCUUCGCUCCGAGGAUCUCGACCGACGCUGAGAGCCGGCCGUCGCAGCAGCAGCCAGCAGCAAAUUGCUCCGAAUCGCCGGGAUCGCGAUUAUGAAUUUUGCAGCGUUCGCGGACAACGCUACCGAGCCCGUGGUGAUCGACCGUUAUCUAAACGAUCGCUCGUUUGCCGAUAAGCCGUAAUUGGGAAUUCGAAAGGACAAUUGCGCGAACAUGGCGCUGGCGAAGAUCAGGAAUUUCAUCGACAACAGCCUGAAGACGGUGUCGACGCCGUUGGAUCGCACGGUGAAUCUGGAGCCGGAAAUCGGCAUCAAGAUCGUGCACUCGCCGAACGACAAGACAUUGAACGUCACCGUGCUCGGUGCCAGGCACUUGCCACAGAACUUUGGUUUCACCAGAGUCAAUAGCUAUGUCGUGAAGGUGAAGCUGAUUCCUGGAAAGGAAAAGUUCGAGACCACGUCGAGGAAUGAAUCCUGGCCACAGUGGAACGAGGAAUUUGUUUUCCUUCUGCGCAAAGAAACCAAGCAAAAGUUUGGCAAAUCAAAGGUCGUGGAGGAAGAAAUUAACGGAUCUAGAUUUAUCGUCGCGACUCUCUACGCGGUUCUCGAGGACAAGCCUCUGAUAGCGACUGAAAAGAAGGAUUCGGAUAAAACGUCGCCCACUAAAGAAUUGCCAAAGAAGGGCGGCAAAAAGAAGGAAGGUCAGAGCACUUCUGCCGAUAAUCAGGAUUCUACCAAGAACUGCAAACUCCUCAGCCAGUUCUUCGGCAAGAAUUCCGACAAACUCGCGGAACCCACGGUCGUGGAGAGAAGAGCCUACGACAAGAGACGAACCGUUGGCGCAACGACAAUUCCACUUGACCCGAAGAACUUCGUUUGCAAACCGCCAAAGUCGAAGCACGCCAGCGAUGUGUCCACAGGGGACUUGUGGAAACCACUACGACCGAUUGCCAGUGGUAUCUCAGGUGCCGAGGAAAGAAAAGAGAAUAAGAAGGGACAAGUUGAAUUGUCCUUAUGUCUAUCGAAGGGCGAGAAAGAUGAAGACAGUGGCGGGCAGCUAAUAUUGUCUCUGAACCGUCUGAGAUGUUCGCUUCAGACAAUGCAUGAGCACGAGGGUCUAAAAGGACAGAUGUAUCUGAAGAUGUCGGUUGUUGACAACGGUCGAGUAACACAUUUCUGGAAGAGCGAUCGAUUUGUACCGACGGUGUCUAUGAAAUUCUCGCCGGAGGCGGCGAGAGUCGUCGCCGACAAUCCGUACAAAGGAGCGCUCAACGACGUAAGCUUCGUUGUGAAGUUCGUCUCAAAGAAUAAAAUGGGCAAGAAGACUCCCGUAGGCCACUUUGUGAUCGGGCCUGAUGUCGGUGGAACUUAUGGCGAACACUGGAAGCAAGCUCUGGCGAAACCGGGACAACAGAUAACGAAGUGGCAGGCGUUUGAAUAAAAAAAAAAAUAAUAAUAAGGCGCGUGAGAAGUCGGCAACUUAUUCAACAUUACGAAAACCGCAGCCAUUGAACGACUUUCCUCUUAGAUAUCUUAUAGAGUCACAACAGCGUGAAAACGAGAGCGCUAUACGCUAUGCCAUAAAUAUUUAAGACACCGAUCGAUAAGGCUAUUCCAAAGAAUACCAUAGAAACGUAUACGAAUGCAAACGUCUAUGUAAAUCUUUCUUGAGCUGAACAUGCUGACGUCUAUGACCCCCCUACUGAUUUUAUAUGAGAAAUUACGUGACUUUACAAGAGGAAACUAUUUUUAAAUGCAUGAAUCUAGUUACAAUUUUCGACUGCACAUAUUCUGUAUGUACAAAACCUUUGCCAAUUUUAACCCGUCCUUGAUUCCGCAAAGGAGAAAACUCAAUGUUUCUGUCUGAAAUCCGAUCAAUGUAACCGUCCGUAAAAUAAGAACUGUUGUCUAUAAGCAUAUAAAUAUUGUCUAAGCGUAUAGGUAAAAUGGAUAAUCGUAACAAGUACAACAUAUCAUAUUUCAUAAGAUCACGAGAAUAAAUCGCCAUGUUACUUUAGUAUUAAUUGAUAUUUUGUUUCGACACAGACAUAAUAAUUUUUAUAUGAAUUAAACGCUCAUAUAUGUAAUUGCUUACGAAAGUGUGUCGUUAAAGAUGAUAUAUCUUUUAAUAACGAUAAAUUUUUGACUAGUUUUAUAUGUACUUUUAAUGCUCAUUUUUAUUACCGCGCUAGCUAGAAAUAGAGUAACAGCGAUCAAUAUUCGGAAUUGAUAUUAACAAAAAGCUAUUUCCAAUUGUGAUACAUCGAAAUAUUUUUUUAUCAAUCAUUAUUUAUAUGUACGUUUAUUAACAUAAAGUAUGUCAAUAUUAAGACCUCAAAAAUUGCAAAAUAUAUUUGUUAUAUAAUUGCACCGUACACACAGAAAAACACAUACUACCUACAAGUAAAUAUUACUUGUUCUAAGUAUUUGAUAAGUAUAUACCCGCAAAUCUACCAUAAAGGCAUCACAAGCAUCAUAUUUACUCAAAGCAUAUUCUGGAUCUUAGCAAUUUAAGUCUAGUACUUCAAACAAAAAUAUUUAAUUAAUACAAGAAUUUGGUUUACUUACUAUAUACAGUUUACGGGAGAGAAGCAUAUAUUUAAAUACAUAAUAUUCUUGAAAGAAGAGAAUAAAUUCUUGUUUUGAACACAAAACGAUAAGCUUUUCUAAGAUUUGUGCCAAGUCUAUCUUAAAACUAUUGUUAAGAAAAUAUUCUUUGUUGAAGAAAACUAUUACUUAAAACAAAUAAAAUAAAAUAAGUAAUUGCUUUCUUUGGCUGAUGUAGAAUGAUAUUUUUCUGUGUGUACUCUUUCAGACAUUAAGUAUGAAUUAAUUAGUAUUAAUAUUUUCAGUGCUUUUACAGUUCAAAUAAAAGAAAGAAUACCACAAAAAAAAAUAGUUAAGAAAAUUCCAAAGUAUUUAUAAAAUUAUGUAAUAUCAGUCAAUAUGUUUUCUAUAACUCUCUAUGAUUGUUUUAAAUAUCAUAAUGCAUAUUUUGACGGUAUUUUAAGGAAUAUUUGUAUGUUUGUAAUUGCUGACACCAAAAAGUACGCAUACAUUUUGUUAAAAAUAAUAUUUUUAUUUACUUCUGUAUUGUAUCUAAGACGCAGAAACUAACUUUAUUUAUAAAUAUAUCUCAUAUUA
This is a messenger RNA of Temnothorax curvispinosus, 3774 nucleotides long. RefSeq lists its product as uncharacterized. Lineage: Eukaryota; Metazoa; Arthropoda; Insecta; Hymenoptera; Formicidae. The transcript has 5 exons. Gene Ontology annotation, cellular component: axon; dense core granule; synaptic vesicle membrane. Gene Ontology annotation, biological process: regulation of dopamine secretion; synaptic vesicle endocytosis; cellular response to calcium ion. The coding region runs from base 845 to 2071 and encodes 408 amino acids. Gene Ontology annotation, molecular function: phosphatidylserine binding; calcium ion binding; syntaxin binding. The record is from RefSeq and is a predicted model, not a curated record.